AUGUCGCGCUCAGCACCCCCGCCGUCCGCGCAAGAAGUCACGCGUAAAUUAUCGGUGCACUCGCGACCGCCGCCCAAGAAAGCAGUUACCCCAGGACCUGUCUCUGGGACAGAAUCAGACUCGGACUCGGUGUUGUCCCCAGAGGCGUCCACUACGCUUCCCAAUGCAUCAUCGCUCACUGGCUCCCUGCUGGCCACGAGCCCCUCGCAACAGCCCAACCUCUCGUCGAUCGCCGAGCGCCGGUCUGGCAGCGGCGAGGAGGAGUCGGAAGACGAGGACGACGAGGGCGGCUGGCGCGAGAGCGACGUCACUGCGGCCCAGCGCGGCUCGCUGGACGAGACCGUGCUGAUGGCAGGCUACCUCUGGAAGAAGGGCGAGCGCCGCAAGACGUGGAAGAAGCGGUGGUUCGUGCUCCGCCCCGCGCACAUCGCGGUGUACAAGACGUCCGCGGAGUACAAGCUCCUGCGCCUCGUCGACCUCGCCGAGGUGCACGCGUGCACGCCCGUCGUGCUCAAGAAGCACGCGAACACGCUCGGGCUCGUCUCGCCCACGCGCACGUUCUAUCUCCAGGCGGAGACGCCCCGCGAGGUGCAGGACUGGGUCCGCGCGAUCAGCGACGCACGCCAGGCGCUCCUCACGACCGCCAGCCAGACGGGCGGGUCGUCGCCGGUCCCCAUCCCCACGCCGCGGGCGGCCGCCGCCCCCGCGUCGUCGCAUGUGUCGUCAUUGCUCUCGCACUCCCCACACGGGCACCAUCUCACCUCGUCCGACUCGGACGACGCGUCCCCGGCCCCUGCAGGGCCCAUGGUACACUACGCGGCGACCCCGACCGUGCACAGUUCGUCGCCGUCGAAGGACGCCCCGAAGGUGGUGCUUUCGGGAUAUCUCAUGAAGUGCGGUUCACGCCGGCACAAUUGGCACAAAAGGUGGUUCGUCCUUAGUGGCGAGAAGCUCGUCUAUUCAAGAAGCCAUAUGGAUACGAAGCCGCACCGCGAAAUACCACUGGCCCAGAUCCUCGACGCCCUCGAAUAUGACCUCCCCCCGCACCGGCACACCCCUAGUGUGUCGGCGCCGGCUGGGGUGUCCCCACCGCAGGCAUCGUCGUCUGUGGCGGACGGCGGGGACGGCACGCACGGUCGCAAUACGUUCAAGGUGAUCACGACGAAGCGCACGCUGCUCGUAUGUGCGCCUAGCGAGGAGGAAGAGAUCAAGUGGCUGAGUGCUGUGCGUGCGCUUAUCGCACGCCGAUCGGGAGCAGGGGUGGUGCCAGGAGAUGCGCCGGCGAGGCCGGGGGCGCCUGGACCCGCUCCGAGCCCGGAGGUGCAUGGAAGCCAGAGUGGGAACGCAGGGCCUGGGGGCGGGGUGAGUGCGACCGUGGCGCCUGGGCUGGGGAUGGGUGGGCAGAAGCGGAGAGACUCGUUCGCGCGGAGGCUGAGUCUGAGUGGAGGGGGGGCGCAUUCGAGCCAUGCCCCCCAGCACGGGCAGGAAGCGGUAUCGGAACGGCAAUCUUGA
Messenger RNA from Postia placenta MAD-698-R-SB12, 1512 nucleotides. RefSeq lists its product as hypothetical. The transcript is spliced from 4 exons. Bases 1 to 1512 code for a protein of 503 amino acids. The record is from RefSeq and is a predicted model, not a curated record. NCBI's taxonomy places the organism in Eukaryota, Fungi, Basidiomycota, Agaricomycetes, Polyporales, Adustoporiaceae.